UCGGCCCAAAAGGUGCGUCGGCCCACCGGGAAAAUGCCCGGUAUGCCAUAUGGCCAGUCCGCCCAUGCUAAGCAUAACCCUCUUUAAGAAAUGCAUGUGAAAACUUUUGGCAAAACUGUUAGCUGCAUGAAUAUCUCAGUGGUCUUGUAAAGGCUCAUGGGAACACAAUGAAAUGGUGACACCACGGCCUCCCAUGUGUUAAUUUGCCUUAGGCUAAUGGUUCACUACUUGUCAGUUCAGUUCAACGUUAACAAACACAUUUGAGAAAAAAACAUGAGUAAGAAAAAAACAUGAGUAUACACCUAGGCCUACCUUACUUGAUUCAAUUAGAAAAACGGAAUGACUUUUUGAACACAAUAAGGAUGCUUCAUUGAACUAUUUCAUGUAAUUGUAAUGUAACAUGGUUUGAUGAAUUGGACAGUCCUAACUUUUCAUUUUUUACAGUGUACACGAGCUUCGACGAAACAAAAAUAAACUAAAAAGUCUCAGUCUAUUUCAAAACAUACUGGAAAACCAGAAAUCCAAACCUGUUACAAUGAAUCUGUCUUUCAUCCAUGUUCUACUGGUGGGGUGCAUGUCAUCUUUUGCCCCCUGUCUUGGCCUUGUACCUAAAAGGACGACCUGCUUGGUGCAAAAUGGCACAGCAGACUGCAGCCAUCUGGGAUUGAGGGAAAUCCCAUCCGAUCUCCCGAGAAACAUUACCAGCCUGGAUGUGUCUCACAACCAGCUGAGGACACUAAACCCGGCAACUCUGCUGCUCUUCCCUGCUCUUCGACACCUAGACAUGAGCUACAACAGUAUUGCUAAAAUGGAUGCAAGCUGGUGCACGAGCCUCCCCUCUCUCAAGAACCUCAGCAUCCAACACAACGUUGUUCACAUACUGCAGAAUAAAGACUUGCACUCAUGCUCAAAUUUGACUCAGCUUAACCUCGCUGACAACAGGUUGAAACUUAAAGACGAACCUUUCGCUGCCCUCCAGAGUUUGACAUGGUUGGAUGUGUCUAAUAAUGGCUUGGCAUCAGUGAAGUUGGGAAAUCAACCCCAAAUGGUGAAUCUAGUGACCCUUGCACUUUCGGGGAACAAAAUUGCGACAUUGGGGAAGGACGACUUUUAUUUUCUCAAAAACUCUUCCCUUCAAGUCCUCAAGCUUAUGAAAAUGGCAGAUCUACAAACGAUUGAACCGGGUUGCUUCAAACCUCUCUCCAGCCUGAGAGCCCUUUUGCUGGACAACAGUAAACUCACUCCCUUGGUCAUCUCCAAGCUGUGUGUAGAGCUCUCUGUGACAGCACUGAGGGACCUCUCCCUCAGGAGCACUCAGCAAGCCUCGCUCAGUAACACCACUCUCACCGGGCUCAGCGCUACGAACCUCACCAGGUUGGACCUGGGCAUGAACAGCAUAGCUCAUAUUGAGAAUGGGUCAUUUCUAGGCCUCAGCAAUCUGGGCUCUCUUUCAUUGGAGCAGAACAACCUGAACAAUUUGAACAAUGGGACGUUUCAAGGGUUGGAGAACCUGCGCUGGUUGAAUUUAUGGUAUGCAGUGAAGGGAAAUGUGGGAAAUGGUUCGUUUGAGCCAUUGAGAAAGCUGGAGUUCCUGUACAUGGGGAAAAACUCCAUGAAAGACGUUAAGGAAUUACCUUUUUCUGGUCUGCACAGUUUAACAUUUUUGGAUCUGAGCCAGAGCACAUCACUGAUGAAAACUGUCACUAACAGGACAUUUGCCGCUCUUGCAGGUUCACCUCUGAAGACCUUAAACCUAUCCUAUAUGGCAAUCCAAAAUCUGAACCCAGGUGCCUUCUCUUGCUUAGGAAAUCUUACCACUCUCUUGCUUGCAAAGAACUUCAUUAGUCAGAGACUGUCAGGAUUGGAAUUUCAAGGUCUUCAACAGGUGGAGAAAAUAGAUCUUUCUAUCAACAGGCAACAGAUUAGCCUGACCCCUGAAUCUUUUAUAAAUGUGCCCACACUGAAAGUUCUUUAUUUGGGCCAAGCUAUCAGUGGAACAUUGGACCUGAAACCAUCACCUUUCCAGCCCCUGGUCAACCUUACAUCGCUCGACCUCAGCAACAACAAUAUUGCCAACAUCAAUGAAGGAUUACUGGAGGGACUAAUCCAUCUGAAGAUCCUGAAACUACAGCAUAACAACCUGGCUCGGCUUUGGAAGAACGCAAACCCUGGUGGUCCUGUGCUUUUCCUAAAGACCUUACAUAACCUUACCAUCCUCCAAAUGGACUCAAAUGGCCUGGAUGAGCUUCCAGUGGAUGCCUUUCGGGGUUUAACCAACCUUAGAGAGCUCAGUCUUAGUGGGAAUAUCCUUGACAAACUAUACAAGCCUGUAUUUGAUGAUCUGAUAUCUUUACGUGUCCUUCAGAUGCAGAAGAACACGGUGACAUCGGUGCCUAAACAGGUCUUUCAGCCUGCAUUUGCUAACCUAAGCUAUCUGAACAUGGAACGCAACCCCUUUGAUUGCACUUGUGAGAGCAUCCUGUGGUUUGUUGAGUACCUGAACUCCACCAACGCCAGCGUCCUGGGCCUCCAGGGAGACUAUAUCUGCAACACACCAUCUGCUUACUACAACCGUUCCAUCAUGAAUUUUGAAAUUCAAUCCUGCAAGGAUAUGACACCUUUCCAGGCACUCUAUGUUCUGAACAGCACUGCUGUUCUGGCUUUGCUGUUCUCUGCCUUCCUGGUACGUUUUCAGGGCUGGCGCAUCCAGUUUUACUGGAGUAUCCUGGUCAACCGCACCUUGGGCUUUAAGGACGAGGCUGUGGAGGAAGGAAGAUAUGAAUAUGAUGGCUACAUUAUCCAUGCGGCACAAGACAGUGGUUGGGUCGACUAUCAGCUGCUCCCUUUGGAGAAAGAAAAUUUUAAAUUCUUUCUGGAGGAUCGAGAUGCUGAACCAGGUUGCUCACAGCUAGAAGCCAUUGUGAACAACAUGAGAAAGUCCAGGAAAAUAAUAUUUGUUGUCACAGAGGAACUUCUGAAGGAUUCCUGGGUUCGACAUUUCAAGGCGCACCACGCGGUGCACCAGCGGAUAGAGGACAGCCGCGACUCCGUGGUGCUGGUGCUGCUGCAGGAGGUGCGUGACCACCAGCUGCAGGCCCUGCUGCUGCGCCGCUCCAUGCUGAAGCCCCGCUGCGUGCUGGACUGGCCCCAGCAGAGGGAGCGUAUCCCUGCCUUCCGCCAGAAGCUACGGCUGGCGCUAGCCUCCAGCAAUCGGGCGUCCAGCUCCAAGUGGCUCCACUGACGCGUCACAGCACAGCACAGCAAGCGGGGUGCUCGGAGUGGGCCUGCGUGUAAUGGAUAACUAGAUCUCAGUUGGUGAGGAGGCUGUGUGUGUGAGAUCCAGAGGUAUCAUUAAUGUUGGAUUUAUGUUCUGGGGGCUUGCGUUGUUAUUCAUUUUACAAUUUAUUUGAGAGGGAUAGCACUGCAGAUAUAUGUGACUUAAUUGCCAUGUGUAUUCUCUUGGCAGAAGGGACAGCAAUGCAUGUUUUAUUUUUGUUUGGCCUUUAUUCAUGUACUGUAGGGCAGUGGGGAGUGACUGGAAGCGAAUAGGAGAGAAAGAUAGGGUGGGAUGGGGAACGGAUAGGGUGGGAUCAGGUCAGAUUUAAACUCAGCUCCCUGUGGGCACCUGGUUCCGAAUGUGGCACAGACACUGCUGCCACUUGCGCCAGAGCUCUGCCAGCAAUGCAUGAACUGCACAUCAAAGUAGUUUAAAUGGAGAGCAAUGCAUGAACUGCACAUCAAAAUAGUUUAAAUGGAGAGCAAUGGCAUUGAGUUAUGGUACAUUUUAUUAAUCUCCUAAACUUGAUUGCAAAUAGAUAAUGCUGUGCACUCUCAGUAGUAGGGGCUAGAUGGUACAUGGACGGGGAGUGUAAUGAAGUGGCCAUUUUGACAUUAAAUAGGCAGGCACAGGUGUAACUAAUGACAUUGUGGUUCCAGUUAAAGUAUACUACACUGAAAUUAAAGCUGUCAAGCCUGAAUAUAUGGUGGAGAUCUUUAGAUUACAUCACUUUUUUUUGACGGAUUCUGUGUAGAACCUUUUUCUAACUUCAUAGCUGCUUUCUGUGCAGCGUUUUGUAUGUGGGACAAUUGCCAUAUUCUGCUUUAAAAAUCAGUCUAGGGAAGUAACACUCUGAGGCUGAUAAUAAUGAACUAAAACAGGUACAUUUGACAUCUAUUUAAUCCAGUCAUUACUUGAAUGUGUCUGUCUUUAUGCUGUACUAUUGUCAUCUCUUACUUGCAUAUUUUGGUAUUCUGUCAAGGUAUGAGCUAUGUGUGAACUUGGUAACUGUAAUACACAUAACAAAGAAAAUUGCUUGUGUUUCUUUUUAUGCCAGCAUUCAAGCAAUUUCUGCACUUUAUUAAUAUUCUUGCACUUGCUAUGUAUUUUAUUUGUCUUUUUGUGGAAGCAAACUUCCCAAUUCUCAGCCCUGAAUCAAGAGGUUGGCAGUAAUUACCUGAGAUGUAAAUAAUUAUUGUGAUUUUACAUUUUACUUCAAAAAUAUUCUCCAUUUCUGCUACUGCUUUGGGUGUAUGUGGUGCACAGUGCCAUCGUGUGGAUAAAUGUAAUAACAGUUUUUAGUUGUUUCAUCCUUACUUUGUAAAAACUUGAAGAUAGACAUGUUUGUAUGUUGAUAUAAGUAAAUCUAUAAAAUGUUAGCUUAAAUAUUUGAA
This is a messenger RNA of Alosa alosa (allis shad), 4671 nucleotides long. It is a transcript of the gene tlr3, whose product is annotated as toll-like receptor 3. The transcript is spliced from 5 exons. Lineage: Eukaryota; Metazoa; Chordata; Actinopteri; Clupeiformes; Clupeidae. Gene Ontology annotation, cellular component: membrane. Gene Ontology annotation, molecular function: transmembrane signaling receptor activity; protein binding. The coding region runs from base 536 to 3241 and encodes 901 amino acids. The record is from RefSeq and is a predicted model, not a curated record. Gene Ontology annotation, biological process: inflammatory response; immune response; toll-like receptor signaling pathway.